This is a messenger RNA of Macroventuria anomochaeta, 774 nucleotides long. Its product is annotated as 3-alpha--hydroxysteroid dehydrogenase. Bases 1 to 774 code for a protein of 257 amino acids. Gene Ontology annotation, molecular function: oxidoreductase activity. NCBI's taxonomy places the organism in Eukaryota, Fungi, Ascomycota, Dothideomycetes, Pleosporales, Didymellaceae. The transcript has 3 exons. The record is from RefSeq and is a predicted model, not a curated record.
AUGUCGCUCAAAGAUAAGGUCGUCGUCAUUACCGGCGCAGCGUCGGGCAUGGGCCUCGAAACCGCUCGUCUCUUUGCCAGCAAAGGCGCCAAACUCUCUCUUGCCGACAUCCAGGCCGAGCGCCUCAAUGAGUUGCACAAGGAGCUUACGGAAACAAUUCCAGACGUGAAAGUCAUGAUCAUGGCCGUCGACGUCUCGAAGCGUGAGGAAGUUGAAGGCUGGGUUUCCCGGACGGUGGAGGCCUUCGGCAAGCUUGACGGCUGUGCCAACUUGGCGGGCGUCAUUGGAAAGCAAAGCAACGCCGUUCCCAUCGAAGGUGUAGACGACGACGAUUGGGACUUCAUCUACGGAGUCAAUGUCAUUGGGCUGAGGAACUGCCUGAGGGCACAAAUCCCGCACAUGAAUGAGGGCGGUUCGAUAGUCAAUGCCUCAAGCAUUCUGGGACUCAUUGGCGCGGCCAACAACCUGGCAUAUGCGAGUAGCAAGCAUGCGAUUAUUGGGAUGACAAGAGUUGCUGCGAAAGAGUUGGGUCCAAAGAAGAUUAGGUGCAAUUGUUUCUGCCCUGGACCGGUAGAUACACCGAUGCUAAGAAACAGCUAUGAGAUCCUAGGAAAGGAGGUGGACUAUGGGUUCCUGCCGCUGGGUAGGACGGCAGAUCAGAAGGAAAUCCCGGCGACUGUCGAGUUCCUGAUCUCAGAUGCCAGCUCGUUCAUCACAGGGGUUGCGCUGCCUGUUGAUGUGCCAAGCCUAGUCCUGAUUGGGCAGCAUGAGUGA